AUGGAUGUUUUUGGUGCCUUUCUUUCCUCUUAUAUGAAGCCUCCUGCUGGCCUAAGCAUAAACCUGCAUUUAGGCUCAGUGAAGGAGCAAGAGAUGAGGCGCAUGUGUAUCUUUCUAACAGGUCGAGGUGGAGCUAAAAUAAGAGAACUUGAGGAGUCUUCAGGUGCUAGGAUACAGGUUAUAAAGAGAAUCUGUGAAGCUGAAGUAAAGAUUUUUGGCAGCAUUACUGUGCAAAACAAAGCCAAGAUGUUGAUUGAAGAUACUGUUACAAGACUUGGGCAAAACUACGCUAGAGAAAAACACUUGGAUCUUAUCAAGCCUGAAAGUACCCUGCAGAAAUCCGUGAUUAACUGGGCCUCCAUUCGAGAAAAUAAAGCUAGAUAUGAAGCUAUGAAGUGGGCAGACUUGCCUCCAAUUGAGAAAAACUUUUAUAAAGAGUCAUCAAGGACUGCAUCUAUGUCACAAGAAGAAGUGGAACUGUGGCGGAAAGAAAAUAAUAAUAUAAUUUGUAAUGACUUGAAAGAAGGUGAAAAGCGCUGCAUUCCCAAUCCUGUUUGUAAAUUUGAAGAUGUGUUUGAGCAUUAUCCUGAUGUUAUGGCUAAUAUCAGAAAAGUGGGUUUUCAAAAACCUACACCAAUUCAGUCCCAGGCAUGGCCAAUCAUACUCCAAGGAAUUGAUCUUAUUGGCAUAGCACAGACGGGUACUGGGAAGACAUUAGCCUACUUAAUGCCUGGAUUCAUUCAUUUGGAUUCACAACCAAUACCCAGAGAUCAGCGUCGGGGGCCGGGGAUGUUAGUCCUUGCUCCCACUCGAGAACUGGCGCUUCAAGUUGAGGCUGAGUGUUCAAAGUACACAUACAAAGGAAUUAAAAGUAUUUGCAUAUAUGGUGGAGGGGACCGAAAAGGACAGAUAAACGUGGUUACCAAAGGUGUGGAUAUUGUUAUUGCUACUCCUGGCAGACUGAAUGAUCUUCAAAUGAACAGCUUCAUAAAUCUGAAGAGCAUAACAUAUUUGGUUUUAGAUGAGGCUGACAGAAUGUUGGAUAUGGGAUUUGAACCUCAGAUAAUGAAGAUCCUAAUAGAUGUGCGGCCUGACAGACAGACCGUGAUGACGAGUGCUACUUGGCCUGAUGGUGUUCGUCGCCUAGCAAAAUCCUAUUUGAAAAAUCCUAUGAUUGUAUAUGUUGGCACUCUUGAUUUAGCAGCAGUAAACACGGUAGAACAGAGAGUUGUUGUCAUCCCAGAAGAAGAAAAGAGAGCUUUCACACGAUACUUCAUUGACUCUAUGAAGCCAAAAGAUAAGGUCAUCAUUUUCGUCGGAAAGAAACUUACAGCCGAUGACUUAGCAAGUGACUUUGGUCUCCAAGGAAUUCCAGUUCAGUCGCUUCAUGGUAACAGAGAGCAGUGUGAUCGAGAACAGGCUUUAGAUGACUUCAAGAAAGGCAAGGUCAGAAUACUGAUAGCUACUGACUUAGCAUCCCGUGGUCUUGAUGUGCAUGAUAUCACUCACGUUUUUAACUUUGACUUCCCUCGAAACAUUGAAGAAUAUGUUCAUAGAGUAGGUCGCACUGGACGAGCGGGACGUACUGGGGAGGCAGUAACGCUUGUCACUAAGAACGAUUGGAGAGUUGCGUCUGAGCUGAUUGACAUUCUGGAAAGAGCAAACCAAGCAGUUCCUAGUGAGCUUAUUUCAAUGGCAGAAAGAUACAAACAAUUUCAGCUCAAAAAAGAAAUGGAAAGGGAUGUGAGAAGACCUCAGAGACGGCCUCCAAAAGGAUUGUAAUCGCCUUGAAGUUACUGAAACAAAGUAAGUGAUUAUAGGUAGUGUUAGCAUCUAUGGAUUUACACUAGUUUAAAAACCCAAAAAUGUGGAUUAAUUUUAUAUAGAAACAAAUUUGGUUUUGUGCCCAGGCAUUAUUUUAACUUAAGAAAAAUUAAUUUCAGGACUACUUCCUUAACACGUAUAGCUUCUGAAGCCAUUAUGUACUGGUUAAAAGCAAAUGCUUUUCUUGCUUCUUAAAAUGAAUCGCAGUGUUAGCCUAUGAGAAUGUAAAAGAUAAUUUUUCCUUUUAUUUUCAGAGAACUGGAUUAGUGAAUGUAAGCGCUACUUGUUGAUGUGGUUUCAAAAUACUGCACUUCUCUGUUGGUAUGCCACAUCUGUCAGUGGCAUGCAAGAGUAUUUCUAAUGUUAACUUACAGUUACUUGAAAGAUGCUGUGUUUGCAUAACUGAUGCUUGCUGAAGCAAGUAUUUCGUAUUUUAAAACUAAUACUGAAAGCCAUUUUUGUUAACACUUGUGUCUCAGACUUUUUUGAGAGAAGACUGCAUUUCUUCUCAGUGGAGAGGAGCACAUAACAAGAGGUCUGUGUUUAUGGCUAACUGAGAAAAGGAACUUCCACUUUUGCACUCAGGGAUGUAAUGUUGUUAGCUUAAGGGGGGAAGGAAGUAGUUUACCACAGUGAUGUUAAGAGAGUCCUGAAGAGCAGCUUGGACGUUUGAAGGUCAGCUUUACUUCUUUCAGAUGAAGUCGAUUCAAGUCGUACACUUGGAUGUCAGGUUCUUUCACACAGACUGCUAAUGGUAAUGGAGUAUCCUCUUACUCUCUGGAAGUUGGAAGGGAACAGACUAUUUCUAUACAAAUGACAUUGGUCUGAACUUGUGUUUACUUGUGUGUGUCAUAUCAGCAAAUGGAAAACUAAUAAAUGUAGUGAAUGAGAAUAUUUUAGUAAGAUAAUUCUCAGAAGCGUC
Molecule: messenger RNA, 2746 nt
Organism: Struthio camelus australis
Lineage: Eukaryota; Metazoa; Chordata; Aves; Struthioniformes; Struthionidae
Source: RefSeq, a predicted model, not a curated record